This is a messenger RNA of Protopterus annectens (West African lungfish), 1638 nucleotides long. It is a transcript of the gene DNAJC18, whose product is annotated as DnaJ heat shock protein family (Hsp40) member C18. Gene Ontology annotation, cellular component: endoplasmic reticulum membrane. The record is from RefSeq and is a predicted model, not a curated record. Gene Ontology annotation, molecular function: Hsp70 protein binding. Gene Ontology annotation, biological process: cellular response to misfolded protein. Lineage: Eukaryota; Metazoa; Chordata; Ceratodontiformes; Protopteridae.
GUAUUUCCCAGCAAGCUUUACGGUUGUAGGUGGAGUUUGCCGCUAGAGGAGUGAUGGCCGUUGGGGCUGGUGACAGGUCUUCCUGAGCAAGAUCUAAUUGGUACAGGAACAAGGACUGAAAAGGAUGCUAAAAAGCAUGACAGAGUGGACAUGAAGGAAAACGGAGAUUUUCACCCAGGAGCAAAAGGGGACAAUAAAAAUUUCACAGAAGAGCAGUUACGGGCUGUACAGCUUAUUAAAAAAUGCAAGAGUUAUUAUGAGAUCCUGGGAGUAUCGAAAGACGCUACUGACGAAGAUUUAAAGAGGGCUUAUCGGAAGUUGGCGCUAAAAUUUCAUCCUGACAAAAACCAUGCCCCUGGUGCUACAGAGGCCUUUAAAGCCAUUGGCAAUGCAUAUGCUAUUCUGAGUAAUCCAGAAAAGAGGAAACGCUAUGAUCAGUUUGGUGAAGAACAGCCAACUUUGAAUAAAGCACAAACCAGCCAUUAUCACUACUACAGGGAUUUUGAAGCAGAUAUUACUCCAGAGGAGUUAUUCAACUUAUUCUUUGGAGGCCGUUUCCCAACAGGAAACAUUCAUGUUUAUACAAAUGGAGGAACAUACACUCAUUUCUACCGUAGGCAUCGGAGACGUCCCCGACCUCCAGAACCACACAGUGAGGAAGAUGAGGAGGAAGAAGAGGUAGAAGAGCAUCAGCAUCCCAGAUCACAGGGUAUAUCUACAGCAUUUAUUCAGCUACUACCAGUUCUGGUUCUGGUCGUUGUAUCCGUUCUGACCCAGCUUAUAGUAAUGGAUCCACCUUACAGCCUUUUCUAUAAGCCGUCCCUUGGUCAUGUUAUUGCUAGAGAAACACAAAACAUGAGGGUGCCUUAUUUUGUUGACCGAAAUUUCGACAAUGAGUAUAAAGGAAGCUCACUACGUGAUCUAGAAAAUACCAUUGAAAAAGAAUAUAUCGACUACAUUCAGACCAGCUGCUGGAAGGAAAAACAGCAAAAGGCAGAUCUGACAAAUUUAGCACGACUCUAUAGGGAUGAGAGACUAAGACAGAAGGCCGAAUCAUUGAAGCUCGAUAGCUGUGAUAAGUUAGCACAUCUUAUUGGACUGCAGCAAGCAGCUGGACACUGACAUUUCUCUGCAAGGAUGGAUUUAGAUGUCCAAACUCGUUUUUUGAGAAUCUUAAUUUAGACUAUUUCAGGACAGUGAAUAGAAGCCAUUACUUAGCCUGACCAACUUCUUACAGGUUUGUAGGAUGAUGCUAACAGACAGUACUCGUAAGGUACUUCCCAUGUCUGUAAGAAAAUCGCUGCCCGUAUUUUGUACACAAGAUCAUGGAUGAAAUAGAAGUCUGCUCCAUGCAUGUGUAAAUUAAUUUUGUACUGUAUUAUAUGUAUGACAUAUUGCUCCCUUCAGCACUGUUAUCCAACAUGUUUGUACACUUGUUAAUAUUUUUUCUGUCUUUGUUAAUGUAAAGACUGGCUUAAUGCUUUCCCCACUGAUUAAUGUGUUUUCUUCUGGCAGUUUUAAGGACAAGCCAAAUGGCCUUUUUUAUUUAUAUAAUAUAUAUUUAUUUAACUAGAGUAAGUUAAGAUAGAACUUUUAUCUGUAUGCAUUUCACUUUAGAUCAAUACAUUUUAAAGUUUU